CAACAAUCGUCUUAUCCGGCAUCCUCUGAAUUACCUUUCAAUUAGUUAAUAUGGAGAAAACAGCUCUGAUCGUUUUAGUAGUGGCAAUAACAAUGAUUUGUCAGUCUAAAGGCAAAUCGAACUUUGCAUGUACCGAACGAGGUGGAAAUUGUUCAGAUUCUAACACAUGUCCAUAUUUUGGAGGUAAUGUGGAAAAACUAUCUGUCAGGUGCAAUUGUGGGAAGGCAUGUUGCAAAUGUACUGACACAUGUCCUGAUGGUUCUACGUGUAUGAGCGAAGGUGAAACCUGUGAUGGAACCAAAGAUAUAAGCCGCUGUUGUGGCAACAGGUUUUGUUGUACACCAACUGCGAUAAUUGGACCGGAUCCAUGGAAAGUGCUGUGAUGGAUUGCAAUGUUGUGAGAAAAGUGGACGUUGACCUAAAUCUUGAUGCUGACAGAAGACAACAUUUAGUAAAA
Messenger RNA from Mytilus trossulus (common blue mussel), 457 nucleotides. RefSeq lists its product as uncharacterized. The record is from RefSeq and is a predicted model, not a curated record. Lineage: Eukaryota; Metazoa; Mollusca; Bivalvia; Mytilida; Mytilidae. The transcript has 5 exons. Bases 51 to 383 code for a protein of 110 amino acids.